AUGCCCAUUGCGCCCCCUUUCCUGGCUGUGUGGCUGCUUCAGCUGGCUGUGCUACAAGGUGCUGCUCGCUCAGAAGCAGUCUGUGGGCAGAAAGGGUCCUCGACGCGCAUCGUUGGGGGGCAGCCAGCCAGUGACGGAGAGUGGCCCUGGCAGGUCAGCAUCCUGUAUUCAAGCAAGCACGUUUGCGGAGGCUCCCUCAUAGCUGAACAAUGGGUGCUCACAGCGGCUCACUGCAUGACUAAGCUCGACUAUGAAGUGAAGGUGGGAGCCUACCAGCUUCAAAUUCCCGGGCAGGAGCAAAAGAUAUUCAGCAUAAACCAGAUUAUUCCCCAUGGUGACUACAAUCCUCACAGUGAGGUCUCCCAUGGAGAUAUCGCUCUAGUGGAGCUGUCGUCGUCUGUAACUUUCGCCAGCAACAUCCUUCCCAUCUGCUUGCCAGAUUCUUUUGUAUACUUCCCAGAUGGAAAGAAGUGCUGGGUCACUGGGUGGGGUAAGACUCAGCCAAACGAGAACUUGGCCGACCCACAAACUCUUCAGGAACUGGAGGUGCCAAUCAUAAGCAGAGACUGUUGCAAUGCCCUCUUCAGCAUUAAUCCAGAGGAGGACCUGGACCCCAAUCCAGUCGAGGAAGAUAUGUUUUGUGCUGGUUACGAAGAAGGUGGAAAGGAUGCCUGCCAGGGAGACUCUGGAGGACCCUUGGUUUGCCAGUGUGAUGAAGGUUCGUGGGUCUUGGCUGGGGUUGUCAGCUGGGGAGAGGGCUGCGCUGUACCCAACCGCCCUGGUGUCUACGCCUCCGUGCCUUACUAUGCUGACUGGAUCUCCCAGAAUAUACCCAGCAUGACCUUUGCGGCGUGCACCAAUGCAGGAGGUGAGGUUGAGACAUGCACGAAUGCAGGAGAUGGGGUUCCCGGGAGGAAUGGCAGAAUACCGAAGACCUUCACUCUGCUGCUGUUGCUGGGGUAUCUCGCGUUUGCUCUCCUGUGA
Messenger RNA from Euleptes europaea (tarantolino), 984 nucleotides. RefSeq names its product serine protease 27-like. The transcript has 6 exons. Gene Ontology annotation, biological process: proteolysis. Bases 1 to 984 code for a protein of 327 amino acids. The record is from RefSeq and is a predicted model, not a curated record. Gene Ontology annotation, molecular function: serine-type endopeptidase activity. Lineage: Eukaryota; Metazoa; Chordata; Lepidosauria; Squamata; Sphaerodactylidae.